Molecule: messenger RNA, 538 nt
Organism: Eufriesea mexicana
Lineage: Eukaryota; Metazoa; Arthropoda; Insecta; Hymenoptera; Apidae
Product: cx9C motif-containing protein 4
Exons: 4
Coding region: 170-382 (70 amino acids)
Cellular component (GO): mitochondrial intermembrane space
Source: RefSeq, a predicted model, not a curated record
CUAACAUCAAGAUUCUGUUAUACGUAAGAUUAUUCAGAUAAUGUGCGGACGUCCGUUAGGAAUCAUUCGCAUAAGAGCUCUGUAGGAUCGAUCCAAUUGUAACUGCAGAUUACGUAAGAUGUAUGUUGUUAAAUGUGUGAAUAUAAACGUAUGUGUUUAAUUUCUUCGUAUGCCUAAAAGUGAUCCUUGUAAAAUCUUUGCAUGCAAAUUGCAGCAGUGUUUAAAAGAUAACGUAUAUCAACCAUCGCGUUGUGAAGCAGUAAUAGAGGAAAUAAGACAGUGUUGCAUCAUACAUGCUGCUGUUUCAAUAGUUUGUGAUGGUAUAGAUACUUCUAAACAAUACGAACACAAUACUGUAGACUAUAAAAAAGCUCAGAGAUAGAAUUCAUCAUGUACGAGAAGAAAAAAAAAUUGAUUCGCCUAUUUGCAUUUACCUUUUUUCCUGCUUUUAUUUCAUGGAACAUAUAUCUAAUGACAAACCAUCCAGAAAUUCCAAAGAAGAAGAAAUAGACGUAGAUGUGAUUUAACAUUUUACCAC